Puccinia graminis f. sp. tritici CRL 75-36-700-3 is the source of this 1530-nucleotide messenger RNA. RefSeq lists its product as uncharacterized. NCBI's taxonomy places the organism in Eukaryota, Fungi, Basidiomycota, Pucciniomycetes, Pucciniales, Pucciniaceae. Gene Ontology annotation, cellular component: cytoplasm; nucleus. Gene Ontology annotation, molecular function: RNA polymerase II CTD heptapeptide repeat phosphatase activity; RNA polymerase core enzyme binding. The record is from RefSeq and is a predicted model, not a curated record. Bases 1 to 1143 code for a protein of 380 amino acids. The transcript has 2 exons.
AUGUUUUCGAAGCGCGAGUCAGCGAUGGAUUGGAUUGUCUUCCUGACCAACGAUAACGAGGCAGAUCGGAAGGUGAUCGAGCCAGACCAUCUCAAACGAGCCGUCCAAUUCAUCAGCCCGACUGACUACGAGGAGGAUAUCUUAAUCGAAAGGAAUCUGAGCGACUUGUGUGGCUAUCCAAUCUGUUUAAAAUCACCUAAGGAAGCCAAGACGACUCUCAGUCCCAUACGCAGAAAUCUCAAAAACCCUAGCUAUCUCCAGCACACGACGGGGGCCUCUUCCACUUGGAAAACAGUCACGUCGACCACAUCUGGCAGUCAAGAACAAGAACCACGUUUUUGUAGUCAAGAGUGCCAGGCUCGGAGUGACUACUAUUUAACAUGCAUCUUGAAGAGCCCGCGCUUUCGAACUCAAAACCAGAACAACGGCACUAGUGAUGCCGUUUGUCAGCGGGAUAAAAAAAUCGUUUUAUUAGAAGAGCUAGAUCAAAUUGAUGACCGACCGGCCUUUCAAUCAAGUACCUCGGCAAAGCAACAAGGUGAUACACUGCUCAAGAGCCAAGCGUUAGACGAGGACCAAAGGACAAAGCCACAACAGCAUAACUUCCUUGAACCCUUGUUGAACCAAUUCCAAUCUCACAAUACGACCAGAUGGGUCGACAAAAACCUGAAUCCGAUCUUCUCGUCGAUCCAAAUCAUCGAGCAUCCUCCUCAAUCCUGCCUAUCACCAUCUGACACAUUGAGCCCUGUAGCACCCCAUCCGUCAAACAACCAGGACCCUGACCAGCGGUUUUUCCACGUCGCCCCUUCCUCCGACUGCUCCCUCUCAAAACCAUCCAUGAAUCUAGUUAAACCCGACCAAGAUCUCAAUCCGAUCCAUGAACUAUCUUCUUCGCUCACUCAAGCGCUCACCUCUCAAGCCAUCUUGUCAAAUUCAAACCCUCAUCGCUCCAUUGCUCCUAAACCUCGACCUGAACCGAAGGACGAUGAUCAUCCUACUCCUCCUUCCACUUCCGAGUCUGAGCUUCCUGCACCAGGGCUCCUCGAAGCCGAGAUCAUUUACAAUGUUGGCUCUGUUGAGGAUCAGUUUGCUAUUGACCAGGCCAUGGCUUUGCGCGAUCAGCUCGGACUUGUGUCUACAUGAAAUUUUCCACUUAAUUCACUUUUCCAAACUUAUUUCACACUAAGUUGCUUCACUAAUGAUGGUAUACUAAGAAAACUAGACGCUUUAUGAGAUGCUGCUGUGGUGUUCCAUCUCUUACGGAUUUUGUAUGGUAUGUUGGAAAGAAAAGCUUCUGGAGCCUCGGAUCACAUUAUCUUCUUUCUCAAGAUGUGGCCUAAACUUGGGAACCAUCGGAAAAUUCGUCCUCGUUGUUUUCACCCAUCCUACCGUUAUGCAUGUGUAUAAAUUACAAAUAAAUAAAGCGAUCGUUUUGUAACCGAUCGUGUAUUCAACAGCUACCUUGAUCUGACCUGGUGUCGAAGCGCUUUUGGAUCAGUUGCCUCACUUGGGGCCUGGAUAAGACAAACC